Molecule: messenger RNA, 1709 nt
Organism: Mytilus trossulus (common blue mussel)
Lineage: Eukaryota; Metazoa; Mollusca; Bivalvia; Mytilida; Mytilidae
Exons: 12
Coding region: 147-1583 (478 amino acids)
Source: RefSeq, a predicted model, not a curated record
AAAGUUAAGAGUGAAACAUUAAAAAAGGAGAAUCAGAAUUUUCAAUCAGAAGAAAUUUCUUAAAAUUCUUAUCGUGAGCAUUAUUUUGUACUAGCCUAUCGACUCCUUCGUUAUAACUGACACAUGCAUUUUACGACGCAAUUUAUAUGUACAGGGAAUACAGAAAUAAGCUUCAAUCUUCAACCACAAAGAUGGAUACUAGACGGUCAAAAGACUUGUUUAAGAAACCUACAUCGAUAGCCAUCUGUAUUCCAAACACAGUUGUUGUACCAAGUGACGCUGCAGUAGAUGAGGAAAAGAUUGUCCUCACAAUAAGACUUUAUAACGAUGAACUCAUCCCAAUCUACGAUGCGACUGCAGAUAUUAGUAUAGAGAUAUUAGACCCAGACAAUGACAUACUACGCCCUCACGCAGAAGAUUAUACGGACAAGGAUGGGACGUACAAAGUAUACUUCAUUGCUCCAAAACCAGGAAAAUAUACUGCGCAUGUGCUGGUAAAUGGGAAAUGUAUAAAUACAGCAGGAUACAAAUUCAGCGCGUUAGGACAAUAUUCCUACAAUAAAAGAAAACAUUCUUUUAGGAGUUCUCCAAGGCUAUAUACAGGUGACAUGCCUUCCAGAAGUAUUUCAAGAAUGACUACAGGGAUGUUGUCGUCAAUGUCAUCACCAAGAAUUUCUGCUUUGAUGUCAUCACGUUCAGCAAAGUCAGAUGAUAUUUUGUAUCGUGGGACACCAAGAACUUUUAAAGGUAUUGUAGCGACAAAACCACCUUCACGUCUGACUGUUUUAGAUGAAUCUUUACAAGAUGCACCGUUAUAUUCUGCCAGAGAUCACACGGAUAAUUUCACUACAAGAAAAUAUUCUGAGACAAUAACGGAGCGGAAUUUGUUGUAUAACGACGUAAACUGCAUAAGUAUAGCAUUUGAUGCAGCUGUUUCUCAUCCCUCAGUAGAAGUUUCACGUGACAGUCUUACGAUGGCUUUAAAAUCGACAAAGCAAAUAUAUGGCUCUACUCCUGGGAAAUCCGGAACUCGCAGACUUCGUUUAUUUCCAGGAACUAUAGGAACACGAUCCUUCAACAAACCGGGUCUGUUUUAUUGGGAAAUUUCCGUUAAAUUCAAAAUCUUGCGCCUAAUUCGACGGACAGUUCUAUUUGAGAUUGGUCUAGCAAGGAAUGACGUAAUCGAUAAAAGUUUUAGAAACGACCGUAGUCCGUUUGCCUGGGUAAUCAGUGGAAGUGGGUGUCACCUAUGUGGGAAAGUGUGUCUUCAUGGAUGGCAUAAUGGACAAAUGUUAAGUCAUUAUCCUUUCAGUGAUCGAAUUCCCUUAGCCAUCAGAUCAUAUUCUAAAUUACAUUACGGAUUUUUGCUGGAUACGUCUAAAAGACACUGGAUAAUUGUUGAUUUAAAAAGUAGAAAGGUAGUAGCUCACUUCAAAAACUUAGUAGUUUCACCGACAGAGCCCCCAUUGUGGCCAGUCUUUGGUAUAUACAACCCAGAACAGACACAUAUUACCAUGGAAAUAUUCUAUGGGUCGGAUGUCAGUCGCAUACCAGAGGAAGCUUUAGAUGCUCUUUCUAUUUAGCUGUGUUGCCUCUAUCAACAAAUGAGCACUUUUUAUUUAUAAUUUAAUUUUGGAUGUAACGCGUCUUCUGGUUGGCUGACGUUAUUUUGUUAUGAGCCCAUAGACAUAAUUUAGUCAUGUCUUUUU